AAGAUCUUUUAUUGGCUGGACGAAACAUUAAUAGUGUUAGCUAUUUAGGAAGGUUAAACUAUUGUAUUCAGAACGUUUAUAGUGGGUGAUGACUGAUUUUUUUUGUGUGUAUGUGAAGAAAUAGAGUAAAUCGCUAUUUAGACUAUUUGUUUCAAGAAUAAGCUGGAAAAUUCGUCAUGCAUGACACAGUUGCGUCAUAACACAGUCAGCCAUCUUAUAACCAUCGCCACAUUUCCAGUAGGGGAUAAAAAUGUGUUAGGCAUACACGAACCAGUUAUAGAGAGGCGGUUACGGGAAUUCUCAACCUUCGCCAUGGGAUUUCGCAAGAAGCUCUGGGCGCUUUUCAGAAUAAGCCGGAGGCAGAGAGCACUGGAAUAUAAAGCGGAAGCAUCGGGGUCAAACAAGCAAAGUGGGUCUCAGAGUGAGCAGAGUAAGAGUGAGCAGAGUAAGAGUGAGCAGAGUAAGAGUGAGCAGAGUAAGAGUGAGCAGAGUCAGGGUGAGCAGAGUCAGAGUGAGCAGAAUCGCAGGAUUCCCGGACAAGUAGCACGGCGAUGGUGUGUUCCUCGCCAGCAGGAGAGAGUAGUGAAGGACAGAGUAGAGAAGGUUUACAUGCAGCAACCGUUCGAAUGCGAUGGCCAGGCAGCGGCUGCGAAAUCCGUCGCCGCAGCCACGCCACCGACGUACGCGGAGAGCUUGGCGUCGGGCGAGUCGUCUCCGACACAGUCCUGCACCGACCUUCCUGAGGUCGCCUCGCCUACGGAGUCUAACCAUGUUCAGUUUUGUAACGAGACGAGUCUAAUCCAAUUUGGGACGUACGAGCGGCAGCGAAGGAGGAGAGCUUGCAGGCAAAGAAAGGACAACUUGUCUGGCAUUAAAGUGAAGUACACAAAGGUAUACGGCGAGAACGAUGGGGCCUACAAGAACGACUCCACGCCGCGCGGCCUCGUGUUUAUGUGUAAUUUCUCUCACUUCAUGAAUGACCGAUACGGCCAGCGGAAGGGGUCGGAGGUUGAUUAUUAUUCAAUGCUGGAUCUGUUCCAGCAACUUGGCUACGGAGGCGGCCGCCGGGACGAGAAGUAUUGCCUGACAGGCCACAUUACGAAGAACAGGUUCAUGGAGAGACUGAGAGAUUUCAGCGUUGACAGAAGGCACAAGAUGCUGUGUUCGAGCGUGAUCAUCAUCAUGAGCCACGGAUUGGGUCCCAAGACCUUCGUCACCUCAGACGAUAAACACGUCGAUCUGAUGGAGAUCUAUACGAUGUUCAACAACAUCAACUGCGAGAUACUCCGCGGGAAGCCAAAGAUCUUCAUCCUGCAGUUCUGUAGAAAUAAUUCGUACAUGCCAUCCUCUCAACUCAGGAACAUGCUCCUUUACUGCCCUCCUACUGAGAGCCUGAGACAGAUGGUGCGGGAGGAGCUUCAUAAAAUCCUGGCGGAGCAAGCUGAGGACAAAGCUGAAGCGCCUCCGAGUCCAGGCAUUAGCGAAAACAACAGGCGAUAUUCGGAGCCUGCUCUUGUGGCACCCGAACUACAGGUGCAGAGACCAUACGAGGCCGACACUCGACUGAUAGUACCCCAGCCGGCGUUCGAGGGCGUUCAGAAGUACUCCGACAUGUACUCCAUCUUCUCGACGGCCUCGGGCGAGUUAUCCCACCGAGACCCACACAAGGGCUCGCUCCUGAUCCAGGCCAUUUGCCACGUGUUCGCAGAGAACGCCUACCAGGACGAAAUCGACACCCUCGUCAGGAAGGUGUCGACCUACAUGACCAAGACGCUGCAAAAGGACGAUCCUAUCACCGUGCCUCGGGUAACCUGCGAGAGAACGAACAACGGUCUUGACAAGAAGUUCUAUUUCAACCCUGAGGAAGUGCAUCACUGCAGGCACGUGACCAUUUAAUCAAACGCCGCGACAGAUGAUGUUCAGCUCAUUGUCUACAAUAUGCACCCGACGCUGAGACGACUGUAUGUGAUAAUAAAAUGCGUACAUCACUGUCUACCUAUAAUAUGUAACUCUGGCUGAUACACGUGGUGCAACAUGGUUUUUAAAAUCUAUAACUUAAGUUACCAUAUGUUCUGAUGUUUUUCUAAUGAUAUAUUUACGAAUAUUUAUGAAUUUAUAUAAAUAUUCUAGAUGUAUAUCUUAUUUUGAAUUUAUUUAUGAUUUUGUGAUGACACUAUAGUAAAAUGUGGCUCAAUACUAGACUAAUAUUAACAGCUUGAUGCAAAGCAAUAAAAUCUCAAAUGUGAUCACCAAGGGAAUACAGUACAAACAGAAUGAUAUUCCCUCUCACCGAGCACUUUUACUAACGUGCUUUCUAAAACGUAUCAACCAUUCCCCUGCUGUUUGUAUUUAAUCAAACUAGGUUUCUCUCCCGACACCACCUGCCAGUUACGUCACUCAUUUUCCGGUGUGACUUGAUUCUCCUCGGUGUCAUCUGAUCAACCAGGAGCACCGAUUUACCUUGGGAUCUUCGCUUUGAGAUGUUCUAUGGCAGUGAUUCCCAAACUCCUUUCUUUAACCUCAAAGAAAAUAUUCACAAAUUCGCACAAACUUUAUUCAUUUCACGUAACACAAUAUUCCUUGAAGCUAUGGUUCCAUAACAUAGUCUUCACAUGGAUACUGAAAAAAAACUCCAGGUUUGCGAUUUACAGGUUGGGAUUUUGUGAUAUGAUACUGAGAUUGAAAGUGAAGGUAAAAUUCAGUGAGAUUCACGGUAUGUUUUUUUUUUUUAUAUAUCAGUCUAUAUCAUAUUCAUAACGAUGGCUGUAAAUGAUGAUCGCCAUUCUUAUCAUUAUUUUAAUUACUGUCAUUAAUUUUGCCUUUGUCAGUGUUAAAACCGCCACCGCUAUCAUUACUUUAUAAACAUUGUAAGCUUUAAUAUUAAAAUAACUUUUUA
Molecule: messenger RNA, 2896 nt
Organism: Penaeus monodon (black tiger shrimp)
Lineage: Eukaryota; Metazoa; Arthropoda; Malacostraca; Decapoda; Penaeidae
Product: caspase-1-like
Biological process (GO): proteolysis
Molecular function (GO): cysteine-type endopeptidase activity
Source: RefSeq, a predicted model, not a curated record